AUGAACCUAGGUAUAAACUCUCUCUCAUUCAGUGAUGGAGCAUCUAUAGAUAUUGUGCAAACUAGAAACUCUAAACUUCUUUGUGCUAGCUCUUCUCAAGCUCUAGAAUUAAAGGAUGUUCUAGUUGCUCCAAAGAUAGCUAAGAAUCUGAUUAGUGGCUAUAAAUUUACUAAUGAUAAUGCAAAUGUGUUUGUUGAAAUUCACUCGCAUGGGUGUUUUGUGAAGGACAAGAGUCACCAUAAGGUCCUACUUCAAGGGGUCACAACACGUGGUUCAACUCCCAGCUUAUACAGAAUUGACAAUGCUGUGGUUCCUACUAGAAGUAUUACUGUUGCACAUUUUGUCUUGGCUCGAAAGCAGCAUGAGUUAGAUGGGAAGUGUCAAUCUAACAAUUCACAUUGCAAAAAUCAAAAUGGAUUGCACAGAAGCGCCAAUGCGUCGAGGAGAAAUCUGGGUUUCGUGUCUUGUGGCACAGGCAACCCCAUUGAUGACUGUUGGAGAUGCGAUCCCAACUGGCACCACAAUCGCCGGCGUCUCGCCGAUUGCGCCAUCGGCUUCGGCAGACACGCUGUGGGAGGCAGAGACGGCCGAACAUACGUCGUCACCGACUCCAGCGACAACCCCAUGAACCCUAAACCUGGAAGUUUACGAUAUGGCGUCAUCCAAGAAGAACCCUUGUGGAUCAUCUUCGAAAGGGAUAUGAGCAUUAGGCUCAAGAUGGACCUCCUUGUCAAUUCCUACAAAACAAUCGACGGCCGAGGAGCCACUGUCCACAUCGCCGGAGGACCUUGCAUCAAAAUACGGCGACAGACCAACAUCAUCAUUCACGGAUUGCACAUCCACGACUGCGUACGAGGGAACUCUGGGUAUGUGAGGCUAUCCCCCCGUCGUUAUACAUUCAGUUCGAGGUCUGACGGCGAUGGGGUUUCGAUCUACGGCGGGAGCCAUGUGUGGGUGGACCAUUGCUUCUUGUCUAGGUGCUACGAUGGGUUGAUUGAUGUGGUUCAUGGAUCGACGGCGAUCACCAUUUCUAACAAUUACAUGACCCACCAUGAAAAAGCUAUGCUUCUGGGACACAGCGAUUCCUAUGAGAAGGACCGGAAUAUGCAGGUCACCGUCGCCUACAAUCAUUUCGGAGAAGGGCUUGGAGGAAGAAUGCCCAGAUGCAGGUUUGGAUACUUUCAUGUGGUGAACAAUGAUUACACCCAUUGGAAGGAAUACGCUAUAGGAGGGAGCUCGAAUCCCACUAUUUUCAGCCAAGGCAACAGAUUUCUUGCUCCAGAUGAUGGAGAACACAAAGAGGUGACAAAACACUUUGGGGCGUCGCAUAGUGAGUGGGAGAGAUGGAAUUGGAAGUCGGAAGGAGAUCUGAUGUUGAAUGGGGCAUUCUUCAGAUCAUCUGGGGAAUUAGGAGCGUCUUCUGUGUAUAGCAAGACCUUGAGCUUGGCUGCCAGACCAUCGGAGUUUGUGAGUUCAAUGACCUCAGGAGCCGGACCUCUUGAUUGCAGAAAGGGCACAUUCUGCUGAUUCACUUCUCUGUUUUGGCCUUCACAACACACCUAGUGGAGGACUUGCUAGGCUGGUUAGCGUGUAUGUUAUGUAGUGUACUAAUAUGAAGCAAUUACCCUUGUUUUUGGUUCCGCCGAAAUCUUCAGUUCCCUUGGUGGAAAACCAUGUUAUGGGCUAUUAUAUCUAUGGCAUCUCAAGAGUGGACUUGCGACUUACAAAAUGUGUCUUAUAGCUAAUUACACAAAAUUUAAAUUGUCA
Molecule: messenger RNA, 1767 nt
Organism: Neltuma alba
Lineage: Eukaryota; Viridiplantae; Streptophyta; Magnoliopsida; Fabales; Fabaceae
Product: probable pectate lyase 5
Exons: 4
Coding region: 1-1527 (508 amino acids)
Molecular function (GO): pectate lyase activity
Source: RefSeq, a predicted model, not a curated record